Fragaria vesca subsp. vesca is the source of this 663-nucleotide messenger RNA. RefSeq names its product agamous-like MADS-box protein AGL62-like. The record is from RefSeq and is a predicted model, not a curated record. The coding region runs from base 1 to 663 and encodes 220 amino acids. Gene Ontology annotation, biological process: positive regulation of transcription by RNA polymerase II. Lineage: Eukaryota; Viridiplantae; Streptophyta; Magnoliopsida; Rosales; Rosaceae. The transcript has a single exon. Gene Ontology annotation, molecular function: RNA polymerase II cis-regulatory region sequence-specific DNA binding; DNA-binding transcription factor activity, RNA polymerase II-specific; protein dimerization activity.
AUGGUGAGGAAAAGCAAGGGUCGUCAGAAGGUUGAGAUGGUCAAGAUGGCCAAUGACAGCAACCUUCAGGUGACUUUCUCGAAGCGCCGCUCUGGCCUUUUCAAGAAGGCCAGUGAGCUUUGCACUCUGUGCGGAGCUGAGAUAGCCAUCAUAGUGUUCUCGCCAGGGAGGAAGGUCUUUUCCUUUGGCCACCCCUGCGUGGAGUCUGUGAUAGAGCGUUUCCUCACCCGAAACCCUCCUCACCAUCAGAGCUCUGGUACCAUGCAGCUCAUUGAGGCUCACCGCAACGCUAACGUUCGGGAGCUCAAUACCGAGCUGACUCAGGUUACCAACGACCUGGAGGUCGAGAGGAAAAGAGGAGAGGAGAUUAACCGGGUGCGCAAGGCGAGCCAGGGGCAUUGCUGGUGGGAGUCUCCUAUUGAGGAGAUGGAGCCGUCACAGUGUCAGCAGCUGCGUGGAUCUCUAGAUGAGCUGAAGAAGGCAGUGACUAAGCAGAUUGAUAGGCUUCUGAUUCAGUCCACCUCAAACCCUAAUCCUUUUUUUGCAGCGGGCAGCUCUGGUAAUCCAGCUCUGAUCCCCAACAUGGGGUUUAAUGGAGUGCCUGUUAUGCCUCCUCAUCCCCAUCCUCAUGCAUGGAAUCCAGCAUUUGGUCGCUUCUUCUGA